UAAUAUGGGUCUGAGAUGAAAUGCGGGAAUUUUUUUAUUGAAAAUUCUAUGAUUUUGAAACAUUUAUUGAUCAAAAUCGUACACUAAUAUAGUCAACGCAUACAAUUAAAAUGGCUAUAUGCGUUGCUGUCAUCGGGAAAGAUAACUCUCCAAAGUACAUUCGCUGCACCGACGAAAAUUCAGAGAUACAAUUACAAUAUAAAGUCCACACUUCACUUGAUAUAAUAGAAGAAAAAUUGAAUACGAGAAAUAAGAUGGCAGCGGAUGUGAGAGAAUUAUUUUUAGGAUUGUUAUUCUCAACGGAAGAAUACAAAAUAUUUGGUUAUGCCACAAACACAAAAAUCAAAUUCAUUGUCGUACUACAAUCUACUAAUGCAUCCUUACGAGACAACGAAGUGCGAACGAUGUUCAGGAAGUUACACUCUGCAUAUGCAAAUGCAGUGUGCAAUCCUUUUUAUGUACCAGCUAAUCGAAUUGAAUCUAAAGGCUUUGAUGCAGCUGUGAUGGAAAUUAUGGGCAUCGCUUAACCACCAGAAUGCUAUACUGGUUUUAUAUAUUAAGAAAUUCAAUUUAACUGUAAUUAUUGUAAUUAAACUAAUUCAAAUUAAACCUAAUUAUUGAAA
Athalia rosae (coleseed sawfly) is the source of this 623-nucleotide messenger RNA. RefSeq names its product trafficking protein particle complex subunit 2-like protein. Gene Ontology annotation, cellular component: cytoplasm; TRAPP complex; nucleus. Gene Ontology annotation, biological process: endoplasmic reticulum to Golgi vesicle-mediated transport. The coding region runs from base 111 to 527 and encodes 138 amino acids. The transcript has 5 exons. Lineage: Eukaryota; Metazoa; Arthropoda; Insecta; Hymenoptera; Athaliidae. The record is from RefSeq and is a predicted model, not a curated record.